Messenger RNA from Schistosoma spindalis, 394 nucleotides. The record is from the annotation of a GenBank genome assembly. NCBI's taxonomy places the organism in Eukaryota, Metazoa, Platyhelminthes, Trematoda, Strigeidida, Schistosomatidae.
GUAUGGAGUGAUAUACAUAUAUAUAGAUAGAUUUAUAUUUAUUUUCCCAUACUUAUUUAAGUAACAAAAGUAUUUUUUUCAAAAUGAUCCGGCUAUUAACUGUUAUCAUAUAUAUGUUUGCGAUCAGUUCAAAUGCAAAUCCACAUGGUUAUUUAAAAAGUGAAGUACCUGAAGCAUUAUUAGAUUCAAAUUCAUUUAUUGAUAAUAGUCCAUAUUAUUAUCAAAGAUCACAUAUUCCUAAAUGGUGGAAAACAAUGAAUGAAAAACGUUGGUUUCCUAUAAAAGAAUUUCGUGGUGGAUUGAUGGAAGUAUAAUUUAUUCAAAUCUAUUUAAUAAAUGUUCAUUCCUAUAAGUUAAAUAUUAAAAAAAUUCAAUAAAAUUAUUCUCGCAAAUU